Messenger RNA from Strongylocentrotus purpuratus (purple sea urchin), 1005 nucleotides. RefSeq names its product cilia- and flagella-associated protein 300-like. NCBI's taxonomy places the organism in Eukaryota, Metazoa, Echinodermata, Echinoidea, Camarodonta, Strongylocentrotidae. The transcript has 7 exons. Bases 79 to 879 code for a protein of 266 amino acids. The record is from RefSeq and is a predicted model, not a curated record.
GGUUUCGACUGCAUUUCUCACAUGCACAAUCUCAGUCGUUUUCUUUUCCAUCUUAAUUGUUGCAAGAUCAGAUAAAGUAUGGCUUCUGGAGAUGUUCAGAAGGACAAGAAGUUCCAUUUCAGGGAACUGGAUAAGAACAGUGCAUCUCUGAAGAACAAUGAGGUGCAAGAUUCGCUGAUGAAAUGGGGAAUGAAAGGUCGGAUGUUUGUGCAGUUUUUCAGCUAUGACCAACUCUUUCAGGCUUACCAAAAGGAUGACUUUAUUUUGGAUUUUUUCCAAGACCCUGUUGUCAAGGCAACCUUAGGCAUCUUAUCAGAAAGUGGGUCAUGGGGUCCUCCAGGAUUCACUGCUGAAAAAGUUGAGGCUCUUCAGGUGCCUUGUUCCGUGACCUCCAUGACCUUCUUUGAUCGUCUAGAGAAGGAGGAGCUUGUUAGAGAAGGGGGACGCAUCGUCAAGUGCUUCGAUGAAUUCUAUGAGGAAUUCACAAUAUCUGAUGAAGUUCGGAAGAUGAUUCUUCUUGAAGAUUCUGAUAAUUACGAGGUCUACUCCGAGGCCGAGAGGGAGCAGUUUCUCUUCCAUCUUUUCGAGCAUCUGUGUCUCGGCGGCUCAUUAUGUCAGUAUGAAGAUAGCAUCACACCGUACUUGGAUACCACUAAACUGCUCUACAAAGAUCUUGUCAGUGUCCAGAAAGAUGCCUCAACUAAAGAGCUGAGAGUUACAUCUCAUGUAUUCAAGGUCAAGGCGUGGGAUAAAGACAGUUACCAGUUUUAUCCUUGUGACCAAGACCAUCGUCAGACCUUUGCAUACUUUAUCGUGGAUCCUCUAAAAAGACACGUCAGUAUUCUGUACCAUCGGUUUGGGAGUGGCAUCUUUACAUAACACUCAACCUACGUUCGAUCACCAAACUUUUGAAAGUAUGAACUGUGUAUUUGGUCAUGAAUCGUCUAUAGAGGGACGUCAGUAUGCUCAAUCAUCGGUUCGGAAGUUGUGUCUUACGUUACACUC